AUGUCUACUUCCAGUGGUUCACAGAGGCCCAUCAAGGGGAUCCUGAAAAACAAAGGCUCCACGGCUUCUUCGGCUUCCUCGGUUGUGGCCCAAGUUCAGCAGACCGGAGGACUUAAUCAAGUACAGACAAGAAAGUCUAAGAAGUGGGACGAGUCAAAUAUCCGUGCCACAUGCCGCUCUGCAUACAGAGACUAUGAUUUAAUAAACAGAAAUGAGCCCAGCACUCCCCACGUCAGGAUUCAAGUUGGCGGAGAAGAUACAGUGCACAAUUUCGGAACAAAAGGCCAGAUCAGAAACAUCACCAGAGACAUCUUCAGUAAGAAAUUAACCGCCCUUCAUACCUCGGAGCCGAAUUGUCAGAUGAGGGAGCCAGAGAGCAGGGGGGCACACAGUAGCAAAACGUUCCUGGACAGAAUAGAAAGACAGCGGCAGUUCGAAUUGAGAAGGAAGCUGCAUUACACCGAAGGACUGAACAUCAAAUUAGGUAGAGAAUUAAUUGCAAAAGACCUCCAAUGUUUAGAAGUAGAUGAUGAAAACGAAGAAAGCCCACCUGUUACCAACGAAGAGAAGACCGCGGCAGGAGAACCGGAGGAGGAUCCUGCAAGCGAUGAACUGCAAACUCAAGCAUGCUACAUGUAG
Molecule: messenger RNA, 639 nt
Organism: Miniopterus natalensis
Lineage: Eukaryota; Metazoa; Chordata; Mammalia; Chiroptera; Miniopteridae
Gene: PPP1R2C
Product: PPP1R2 family member C
Biological process (GO): regulation of signal transduction
Molecular function (GO): protein phosphatase inhibitor activity
Source: RefSeq, a predicted model, not a curated record